AUGGCCCAAGUUCAUUCUUCCCCAUUUGAUGAAGAAUUCUACAGCCUGCUGGCCGAGUUACAGCCAUCAUCCUCGUUCAAAUGGUACCAAACAGCAAUCGUUGCGCUUGGUGCACUGAACUAUCCUGAAGAGAUACCAAAAUUGUAUAAGAUACUCCUAGACGCGUACAUCCCCAAGGAGAUCUGGCUAGAGGAAACGCGAAAGAUUCGAGAGGGAUUGACCAAAGCCUGCGGGAUUAUGGGCGCAGCAAAGACAGGGUCAAGCCUUCGUCAGCUAGCGACUGCAAUACCACCUGAACUUAUGGAGUCAACAUAUCACCGGGCGGGUGAUACACAAGAGACAGCCUUCAAACGAGGCCGAAAGAUGUUCUUUCAGAUCUACGGAAACAUUCCUGGAUACGACGAGGGCAAGACAUUGCAUGCAAGUCCUGACUACUACCAUAUCGUAAAUGUUCUAGACAUCCUAGAGACAGAGCAAGUUAUUGUUUCAGCGUUGUUAGGAAUAGACUGUCCAGAGCAGGCAAAGAACCAUAUUGUGGGUAUUCUAGCCAACGGGGGACGGGACGAGGAUCUUCAAUUCAUUCGUGAUAUUGUCUCUCGGAUUGCUGAUCGAGGCCAUGUGCAGCUGCGCAGGGUCUCCAAGUUCGAGACACCACGGCUUGAUUCGUCAAACUAGAGUAGAACUCUGGCAAAGGGGUUCAUCGGAAAGAAACGACUUGAUUUAUGUACAUAGGCGUGGUAGCUGCCCACAGUUUAUUGCAAUAUUGUCCAACAUGUCAAGCGCAUUUCUUAUGUACCCAGGUUAUUUCAAAACCAAUCCUUCCACCAAACCCAAUAUUAGAACAAUUCAGAAAAUAGCAAUGGCAUUCGGCGGCGUGGCAACAGCCCCUGUGUAAUUCAAGGGCGCAGAUGUUAUAAAAAAGGACCAGCGGCUCAAUCGCGCGCACCCUUCAGCCAGGUCGUCAAGAUCGAACAGCUCUCCUAUUGGUGUCCCCCAUCCUGAAAGAAGAAUGGGGUGUAGCAUAUAUUCUGGAUCAGCCGGAGCUGUCACCAUCGUCUCAUUAGUACGGGAUUG
Messenger RNA from Aspergillus versicolor CBS 583.65, 1074 nucleotides. RefSeq lists its product as uncharacterized. NCBI's taxonomy places the organism in Eukaryota, Fungi, Ascomycota, Eurotiomycetes, Eurotiales, Aspergillaceae. The record is from RefSeq and is a predicted model, not a curated record. The coding region runs from base 1 to 675 and encodes 224 amino acids. The transcript has 4 exons.